Molecule: messenger RNA, 1519 nt
Organism: Salmo salar (Atlantic salmon)
Lineage: Eukaryota; Metazoa; Chordata; Actinopteri; Salmoniformes; Salmonidae
Gene: brd3os
Product: BRD3 opposite strand
Source: RefSeq, a predicted model, not a curated record
UGCCAAUUAAUGACUUCCGCCGGAACGCUUCUGGUUGAACUUAAGCGCUGAUUUAACUCUGGCAUCAGCGACAAAUACAUCUCGGCUCAGCCAUGUCUGAUGAAUUUGUGUUGUAAAACCUGCACCAAUAUUGCAAAUCACUACGGAAUCGCAUUGAAGAAACCCAGUUGAUAGACGUAUAUGUAUUUUUUUUAAGGAAGCUGGAUCGCUAACAAUGACUGUUACGUUAGCAACAAGCUAGCUAACGUUAUCUAUAUCCACAAGUACGUGUAGUCAACGUUUUACAAGGUUGGGUGUCACAACAGUAUGGUUGGUGACGGUGUCAUUUACUAGCUACUGCCAACCAGAAAAUCUAGCUAGCUUAAUCUGUCGCGCAACCCGAACCGUUUUUUCCGAGAACUACGACAACGCUGCCCUGCCCAUCCAGGCAGUCAGUGGUAACAAAACAAGAGAUUGGAGCGAUGACGGCAACAUCAUGUCUGAGAGAUAUCCUUUAGUCGAGAAAGCCCUCUCGGAGGGCUAUGCUCGGUUUAGGUUCAAGGACACGUCGCUGCUAAUUUGGCAACAGCAGCAAAUGGAGCUGAAACAGGGACCACCGAGUAACUACCUCAGUCGGAGUCAAAGUACGUGGUACAGUCAGUAUGGAAACCAGGCAGUCGUGGUACGGGACAAACGAACUGUCACAGUGGAUCCAACUGCUGACACUGGAAGUUCCAGAAUAUGUUUGAUUAUGUGACAGUUAUAGUGACACAUUUAUUCAUAUGCCCUACGCUUCCAUAUUUGUAAACGGUUUGUGAAAAAAUAUAUGGUGCAGACUGAAGUUGAUUAUUUGUGUCCUGAAAGACGUUUGCCAGGAACAUGUCAUGACCAUUCACUGGCCGACUAUGUGCUGCUCAAAGCAAAGUAAGCCUGUGUAUGUACAUUGGGGUAUGGCAGUGUUAGCUAAGGCUUACAUUGGGGCGGCAGAUAUCCUAGUGGUUAGGGCGUUGGACGUGUAACCGAAAGGAAUCCCUGAGCUGACAAGGUAAAAAUGUCGUUCUGCCCCUGAACAAGGCAGUUAACUCACUGUUCCUAGGCCGUCAUUGAAAAUAAGAAUUUGUUUUUAACUGACUUGCCUAGUUAAAGGUAAAAAAUAAAAUAUCAUUUAUUAUAGCAUUUUUCCAUUUCAAUGCAGUAUUGUCAAUAUAUGUGCUUGUCUCUCAAAAACACUUGUAACAAGACAAUUGUUGCAACAGCAAGUGGAGGUUGAUUAUGUGUAUUGUCCUGUGAAAUAGAAGUCUGCACUUUCAAUUCAAUUUCUGUCUGUUACAUACUAGAGGUCGACCGAUUAUGAUUUUUCAACGCUGAUACCGAUUAUUGGAGGGCCAAAAAAAGGCUGAUUAAUAUUUUUUUUACAAUGUUUUAUUUUUUUUUGUGUUUAUUUAUUUAUAAUAAUGACAAUUACAACAAUACUGAAUGAACACUUAUUUUAACUUAAUAUAAUACAUCAAAAUCUAUUUAGCCUCAAAUAAAUAAUGCA